Molecule: messenger RNA, 3235 nt
Organism: Physella acuta
Lineage: Eukaryota; Metazoa; Mollusca; Gastropoda; Physidae
Product: cilia- and flagella-associated protein 97
Biological process (GO): spermatogenesis
Source: RefSeq, a predicted model, not a curated record
AGUAUCUUAAAAUGGUGGCAUACGGUCGAUUUGGUGGGGUGUUAUUGUGAUGUUAAUGACAGAUCUACGUAUAAUGAACUUUACUGAAGCAAGCAUAGCUAUUUAUAGUUUUAAUAAUAAUUGUUGCAUAAAAAUUGCUUAACAGAGUCAAAGAAUGGAAUCUCUAGAUGUCAAUGAAAGUGUGGAUUUUGAUUUCUUUGAAACACCCCGAAGCCCACUGAAAGAAGAUGUUGGUAAAACAGAAGCAAAGCCACCCGUCCGCCCUAAAUCAGCACAGCCAAAACCCUCUCCCAGUAAUUUAAGUAAAGACAAUAUUAAAGAAUCUAGAACUGUCCAUGACCAGUCAGAUUCUGAUAGAGACUAUUCUAGUGACUCUGUAGUUUCAGAUGAUGAUGAUGAAAGUGUAUCACAUGGUCAGGUCAGUGGCAGAAAAAGUCGAUCGUCUAAAUCCUCUGUUAGUGUAUCAAGCCAUUCAGACCACUACAACUCAUCAGAUAGUGAAAGUAGCAGGUCACAUUCUGAGCUAGCUACACAGAGUCCAGCCAGGUCAAAAAGUGGUCGCUCUCCUAGCUCCGGGUCUGAAAGUGAUGAAAGGCCUAGUAAUCCCGUAGCUAAAGGGGGAAGGCACUCAUUACUUAAAAAAGAAACACACGCUGAAGUUAAAAGUGAGGAUAGCAGUAGCUCAUCUUCUGAAGGUGAAGAGAGAGCACGCACAAAAAAUAAAAAGCAAAAACAAUGUGAAGAUGAUGGGGAUCGGGUUCGAAGUAAAAAAACUACAAAACAGGGUUCCAGGGCUCUAGCAUGGAGCGAGGGAUCCAUCCAGAAACAUAAAUCUCCCAGAUUAAACCAAGAACGUCCAAAGACAGCUAAAAAUAGAAGCAGAGCGUCAACUAGGGAAGCCAAAUUUUUAGUGCCGGAGUCUGUGUCUGAUAGUCUUUCAGAAAGUGAUAUGACGGACGUUUCGCCAAUAGAGUCUCCUAGAAAUGGCACAGCAGUGAGACCAAAGCAGCAGAGUAUCAGGGUAAAUAUUGGCGCCGCAGGGGAUAGCCACACCAAGAAUCCGCAGUAUAAAGCGGAGCUAGAUCUGAAAGAACUGUUGGACGCUGACGAUCCAGAUCGGCAGAUGAGUAGCUAUGACCUGAACAUUUUAAUGACAGCCGUCAGCGAGCUUGAGAAACAAAAGCGACUGGCGGCUAAUUCUCGCAGGGUGAUGUUUGCCCCUAUAGGAUUAAAACGGGCAGAAAAGGCCAACUAUACCUUCGAUGACAACAAAGCUAGAGACAUUGAACGAGAAAACAGUCGUUUGCUAAAGGAAAUUGUAAGACGUGUCAGCGAUGGUGACCAAAGGAAAUCCUAUGUUAGAAGACCCAUCACACAGAAACUCACACCCUCAGCCAUAAAUAGAGAGAAAGAAAUCAGGAGAAUUGAAGCAGAUAAUUUGGCAUUUCUGAAGAGGUUGAAACAAGUGAAGCCAACCAAGGCCAUCUGCAGGGAAAAUCAGCUCAAGGAGUACCACAGCACUCUACUGCACGGCAUACCCAUCUCCUCCCUGCACCCCCCUCCCCGGGCUGGACACCGGUCAGUCAUGGAUGACUCAGCCAGCUCCAUGACCAGCAUACAGAGCGCCACCUCCACAGUGAGGUCACUGUCCAGCACACGCUCUGGGAGUUCCAGGAUGAGCAGCAGACCCAGCAGUGCCAAACGGGCAGGAAGUAGCAGCCAGUACUUCUCUAGGAGGCCUGAGUGGUCAGACAGGUGGUGAUCAGCAGGCAGGGUGUAAUUAUAGGUGGUGAUCAGCAGGCAGGGUGUUAUUGACAGGUGGUGAUCAGCAGGCAGGGUGUUAUUGACAGGUGGUGAUCAGCAGGCAGGGUGUUAUUGACAGGUGGUGAUCAGCAGGCAGGGUGUAAUUGACAGGUGGUGAUCUUCAGGCAGGGUGUAAUUUUCACAACCAUGGUGAUUGGCAGGCAGGGUAUAAUUGUCUCACAGGGGUGAUCAAAAGGCAGGGUGUUAUUGACAGGUGGUGCUUGGCAGGCAGGGUGUUAUUGACAGGUGGUGCUUGGCAGGCAGGGUAUAAUUGUCUCACAGGUGGUGAUCAAAAGGCAGGGUGUUAUUGACAGGUGGUGAUUGGCAGGCAGGGUGUUAUUGUCUGACAGUUGGGGAACACCUGUAUAAUGUAUGUGGUGAGAAUAAUCAUCUUAAUGGUGAGACAGGCUAUGGUGACUUGUUUUACCGUUGCUUUGUACAGCUUGCAUGAUCAAAGUUGUGAUAUUAAUAGAUGUUUAUACUUUCAACUUGUAGCCAUGAAUGUAAUUAACGCCCAUCCACAAAUGUAUUAGUUCAACUCUUUAAACAAUUAUUGUAUUUUGUUUUGUAAAACCAAAAAAAAAAACAACGUGUGUGUAAAAAUGUGUAAUACUUGGACUAUGGUAAUUUUAAAAUGUGUUUAAAAAAAUAAAUGAGAGUAUCUUGUCUUUACUUAAAUGUUAUUGUGUUUGUUAAACAAAAAUAUGACAAUAUUAAGAUAAAUAUUUGUUGAACUUAAAUGUUGAUACGCCUUUCUUGUCUCACAUUCCAUUAGUAUAUUAUUUGUCUAAAUGGACUUUGUUGUAUAGCUGUUAAACUGAGGGUUAUUUCAUUGUUGUUUAGUUCACAACCAAAGUUAUGUGAAUUCUGGUUUAAUUUAUUUUUGCACAUUUCCCAACAUUUACUUUUCCUUGAUUUUGUAACAUCUUUCUGCAUCAUUAUAUUAUUCUUUAAUAUAUUUUUUUGUUGUAAAAAAGUUAAAUAAUUAAAUUGUUGUUCUUUAAUCGUAGUUUUAUUAUAAAAUUGCUAAAUACUAUAAUUAAUUUAUUGGAAAAGCUGAAGAGUUUCAAAUUUUUCAUGUUAUAUCACUUCUAAUCAACUCCUCUUAGAUUUGAUGCUAGAAUUUUUCAGUAGGUGUAAAUGUAAAAGGGACGGAGUGACCUCUCGGUAGAGAGCUAGACUGCUAACCUGUAAGUCUGGAGUUUGAAUCCGGGUUCAAAUCAAUAGAUCAUCCCUGAGUCCACCCUGCUGACCACACUUUACCUUCAUAUUCCCUAACUGCCCACCAAAAUAUACCAGUUUUGAUAGAAUUGCAGAAGUAGUGGCUAUUUAUUACUGAAGCAGAAAGUUUUCUUGUUCAACUAAAAAAUUAUCAAUUAUUUACAGUUGUGACUACUCUAACUACAGAACACUAUCAGUGAAAUAAUAAACC